AACGGGGCUGAGGGGAAGGAUCGAGGGGGCUGGUGCGGCCCCGGGGGGCUGGCGGGGCUUCCGCGCUUAGGGACACAGGGAGCUUGAGCAGUGUCAGAGAUGCAGGGUUUGAGUCCAAACGCCCGCUGGAGUUCCCUUGCAAAGGGAAUGUUUCCGUGGUUCUGGGCUGCGGCUGGUCGGGGCUCGCAUCGCCGUCAGACGUGCUGGUCACCCCUGGCGUGGGGCCUGGAUGCUGAAUGAACUAGUGGUGGGAGACACCAAUGGAAAACUCUAUGUUUACAAGAAUGAUGACAGCAAACCCUGGGCUGUGCGAUCUUGCCAAGGAAUGCUCACGUGUGUUGGUGUGGGCGAUGUAUGCAAUAAAGGAAAGAAUUUCGUGGUGGCGGUGAGUGCAGAAGGCUGGUUUCAUCUUUUUGACCUGACUUCUCCAAAACACCCAGAUGCUUCAGGCCACCAUGAGUUGGCAGCAGCAGAAGAGCAGAACCCAGUGUUCAGGCAGCACAUUCCUGCCAACACCAAGGUCAUGCUGAUCAAUGACAUUGAUGGAGAUGGGAAGUGUGAGUUGGUGGUGGGUUACACUGACAGGGUGGUGCGUGCCUUUCGCUGGGAGGACUCGUCAGAGAAUUCAGACCACAUCUCUGGGCAGCUGCUCCUGUUGAAGAAAUGGCUGCUAGAAGGUCAGGUGGACAGCCUCUCUGUGAACCUGGGCCCUGAUGGCUCUCCGGAGCUGAUGGUGUCGCAGCCAGGCUGCGGCUACGCCAUCCUGCUGUGCACCUGGGACAUGGAGCACCGGGACACAUCUGCGGGAAGGGACGGCUCUGCUUCAAGCAGUGAGGCCCCUGUUCGAGAUGUUAUUCUACACCAAACAUCUGGACGGAUUCACAACAAGAAUGUCUCCACUCAUCUAAUUGGUAGCAUUGCCCGAGGUGGCUCCAGUGAGAAUAGUGGCUCAGGUCUCUUUGCCCUCUGUACUCUGGAUGGGACAUUGAAACUCAUGGAGGGAGCAGACAAGCUGCUCUGGUCUGUUCAGGUUGAUCACCAGCUGUUUGCUCUGGAAAAGCUGGAUGUUACAGGCAAUGGGCAUGAGGAGGUGAUUGCCUGUGCGUGGGAUGGUCAGACAUACAUCAUUGACCACAAUCGGACUGUUGCCAGGUUUCAAGCAGAGGAGAAUGUCAGUGCGUUCUGUGCAGGCCUCUAUGCAUGCAAAGGAGGAAGCAACAGUCCCUGCCUGGUUUAUGUCAGCUUCAGCCAGAAGAUCUACAUCUACUGGGAUGUGCAGCUGGAGAGAAUGGAGUCCACCAACCUGUUGAAAAUCCUGGAGGGUGACCCAGAGUUUGCAAAUCUCCUGCAGCAGCUGGGUGUAGAUAAAAAUGAUGUUUCUGCCGUCAGAAAUCUGAUUCACAAAACCCUCUAUUUUCCCAAGAAAUAUCAUCUGAGCAGCCCUUCGCAGUGUCAGGAUCCUGCUGGAACAGAUUCCUCUGCCCACUGCACUGUCAUCCAGGAUCCCUUAUAACAAGUCAUAUGGAGUCUGACUACCAGCACAGGCUCUUCUGCAGCUGGAAUGGGGCAUUUAAUGAAGAUGACUAUUCUUUUGCUAUCUCUGUCAAAAGUUCCAAACAGGAAAGGGUGUACAGGCUGUGGAGGGAUAUUCUUGGCUUGUAGGCUUGAGUGUAGGUGGUGGGUUCAUUUUCUGUUAGCAGAGAGAGCUACCAGAACAGAAAGAGUCAAGGGUCUUGCUUGCUGGCCUUCCAUUGCCACUUUCUGUAUUCUUUACUCGCUGAAGUGCUUUAUGGGUCACUCUGAAGAAGCACUGAGGACAUGGAUGGAGAGAAUAGCUGAGCUCAGUCUCCAUUCUGGCUCCAGUGAUUACUUCUGAAUUCUCAGCAGGAUUACAGUGCAGGAAUUGCGGAUGGAGGGAUUGAAUAGGGAGCAGGCAAGGGCCUUCUCUCACACUUAGGUGUGUGUUAAAGUACCCCUGUGCAUUGAUUGCCUUUGCUUUGCCGCUGCUGUUCUAGCAAGGAGUUUCUCACAAAUCACUUCCUGUCCUGAGAAGCUGGAGACAGGUGUGAGAAGAACCACAACUUGCACUAA
Messenger RNA from Lepidothrix coronata (blue-crowned manakin), 2091 nucleotides. RefSeq names its product integrin alpha FG-GAP repeat containing 2 (gene ITFG2). Bases 230 to 1513 code for a protein of 427 amino acids. Gene Ontology annotation, molecular function: protein binding. NCBI's taxonomy places the organism in Eukaryota, Metazoa, Chordata, Aves, Passeriformes, Pipridae. Gene Ontology annotation, biological process: regulation of TOR signaling. The record is from RefSeq and is a predicted model, not a curated record. Gene Ontology annotation, cellular component: KICSTOR complex. The transcript has 12 exons.